AUGUCAUCUACGGUGUACGCCAGCUUUGUUAACUCGAUCCUUUCUACGCUGUACCCCAUCUUAACAAUUUAUUCGUACUACGUGCUGGUGGGUAAGUACUGUAUCGAUGCAAAACGGUUUGACAGCGUAGUUGUUUUGAUUAUGUUUUUAAUUUACCAUGUUUUGCUCAUCUACACGCUCAUCUUCUAUAUGAGGAUUUUGGCAAUUGACGACACGAGCACAGCAAAUAGGUUCCCGAGCAAGGUGGCAAAUAAACAGGCCAUCACGUCACGAUAUUUCAAUCCUUUCAUCGAGGAGGAAAUCAUACAGAAGAGAUUAAAGAUGCUGAAAACGUGUAACAUCUGCGUUACAUAUAAGCCGCCACGCACGCAUCACUGCUCAAUAUGCCAGAAAUGCUUUCUUAGGUUUGAUCACCACUGUGGCCUCUUAGGAGUGUGCAUAGCGUUCCACAAUUACAAAUUUUUCUAUCUUUUUGUCAUUAUGAACAUAAUUUAUUGCCUCUUCCUGAUUAUAUUGUUGAUGUUCGAGCUAAUCAAGAAUAGACAGCUGCCCACAGCAUCGUUUUCGCACUUUAUCGUGCUCACAUCGCUGUUGUUCGUGGAGAUGUGCGUGAGCCUACAAAUGUUUAUCUAUCACACUAUACUGAUAAGAAAGAACGAAACCAUGAUCGAAAACAAAGCUUUGAACGCCUUUUUGAGAGGAGAUCAGGGCGUGCGAUUUGUUUACCAGGAAGGUCCUUUGGUGAACGAGGAAGAGGUGCUGGAAAGAGACGAGAUGAAUCCAUACAACAUGGGAGUUUACGAAAAUUGGGAACAGAUAUUUGGGAAAAACACUUGGGAAUGGUUUCUGCCGACCUUUACUACGCUGGGCGACGGUAUAAAUUUCCCAAAAAAGAUCGGUAGAGAUUAACGAAAUGUUGGGUUAAACACCGUAAACCAUGUCAAGCGAAAAAAGGUAUUAAACGUGUUAAAUUACUGGCAAAAACAUGCAGUCAGUAAUUACUAUACGAUGAUAACAUUUACUUCGAGAUUAGAAACAUAUCAGAGAUACUUUUUUAAAUUAUUGUAUUAACCGGAACAAAAAAAUUUGAAUAUAAAUGUAUAUGAGCCUAAAAUUAAAGAGAAACGUUUUGGAGUUAACCGUACUUUUUUACUCAACUGGACUGAAAUAACCAUGCCGUCAUUAUCGAAUAAGUUUACUUAAUAAUUGGAUCACAUCUUGUGCUCGUGCUGAACAGGCUUCCGAUGAGUUGCCGCAGAUGCUAGUAUCAACAAUUUAUGUUAAUUAAACCUCUUUAUAU
Vavraia culicis subsp. floridensis is the source of this 1300-nucleotide messenger RNA. RefSeq lists its product as uncharacterized. Gene Ontology annotation, molecular function: protein-cysteine S-palmitoyltransferase activity. NCBI's taxonomy places the organism in Eukaryota, Fungi, Microsporidia, Pleistophoridae. The transcript has a single exon. Gene Ontology annotation, cellular component: endoplasmic reticulum; Golgi apparatus. The coding region runs from base 1 to 909 and encodes 302 amino acids. Gene Ontology annotation, biological process: protein targeting to membrane; peptidyl-L-cysteine S-palmitoylation. The record is from RefSeq and is a predicted model, not a curated record.